Oncorhynchus kisutch (coho salmon) is the source of this 1416-nucleotide messenger RNA. RefSeq names its product coiled-coil domain-containing protein 8-like. The record is from RefSeq and is a predicted model, not a curated record. NCBI's taxonomy places the organism in Eukaryota, Metazoa, Chordata, Actinopteri, Salmoniformes, Salmonidae. The transcript has 3 exons. Bases 117 to 1166 code for a protein of 349 amino acids.
UGGGAUUCCUUUAUGAGGUGCAACCAAAACAGCUGUUAGACAUUGCAACAGGGAUAUUCUGGUAGGGUGUCUGUGUAGCAUUAGUUCUGAAUACGGUUGUGGUUUUGAUCACUAAAAUGGCUGUGACUUUUGGACUCUCUUUGAGUGUUUCUUGGAUUUGUUGCCUGCUAAUUGGAGGGAUAACUUGUUUUCCACUUCAAGGUGAUGCUUAUGGGCAUCCUGCCUGCACUGGACCUGAACCAACUGGAUCCCAAGCAAGUGUGGUGUCUGGUCCAAAUGCUAAAGCUACUGGCUACAAUACCCUGGCAAGUGUGACGCAGGGUCCAAAUGCCACAGCUGAAGCAACUGCCAACCAUGCCUCGUCAGAAGCGUCUGGCCCCCGCGCCUCAGCUGAAGCAACUGCCAGCCAUACCUCUGCAGAAGCGGCCGCCGGCCCCCACGCCUCUGCUGAAGCAACUGCCAACCAUGCCUCGUCAGAAGCGGCUGGCCCCCGCGCCUCAGCUGAAGCAACUGCCAGCCAUACCUCUGCAGUAGCGGCCGCCGGCCCUCGCGCCUCUGCUGAAGCAACUGCCAACCAUGCCUCGUCAGAAGCGGCUGGCCCCCGCGCCUCAGCUGAAGCAACUGCUAAACAUACCUCUGCAGUAGCGGCCGCCGGCCCGCGCGCCUCUGCUGAAGCAACUGCCAACCAUGCCUCGUCAGAAGCGGCUGGCCCCCGCGCCUCAGCUGAAGCAACUGCCAAACAUACCUCUGCAGUAGCGGCCACCGGCCCUCGCGCCUCUGCUGAAGCAACUGCCAAACAUACCUCUGCAGAAGUGGCUGGCCCCCGCGCCUCAGCUGAAGCAACUGCCAAACAUACCUCUGCAGAAGCGGCCGUCGGACCCCGCGCCUCAGCUGAAGCAACUGCUAAACAUACCUCUGUAGAAGCAGCUAGCCCCCGCGCCUCUGCUGAAGCAACUGCCAAACAUACCUCUGCAGAAGCGGCUGGCCCCCGCGCCUCUGCUGAAGCAACUGCCAAACAUACCUCUGCAGAAGCGGCCGGCCUUGAACAGACGGCCCGACCCCUCAACAAGCUAGAUAGGGAGAUCAUAAUUUGGUUUGCCCAACUCCUUAAUCGGCUUUCCCCUGUUACUGUGCCUCCCUUUGAAGAAAAGGGCAAAGGUAACUGAGGUGAGGAAUUGUGCAAACUAAUGCACUUGUUUGAAAUGAGGAUCUCCUUCACUUGCUCAUCGUUAUGCAAAUUGUUUACAGGGGUGAACACUACAAUGGUAUGAUUUUUUUUUUUUUUUCAAAACCAUACGACUAAAAUUUACAUCUGAUUUGGUCACUUGCUGACACUUAGGUUGUACGGUUUUGAUUUGUCCUGGUGUUCCUGCUACUCUUGCAUGAUUUGUUCAAUAAACAAUUUGACUUCCAAAA